AUGGGCUCGCAAUUGAGACUUGUGGCAUGUGUCUCUGGCAUAUAUGUAGCAUUUCUGACAUGGUCUUUGGUGUAUGAGCCGCUCACAACGCGAAUUUGGCCUAAUUCGCAGGCUAAAUUCCAGGCACCUUGCGUAGUGGCCUUGGUGCAGGCUGCAGUUGCUGCAGUGACUGGAACAUUGUAUUUGAAGCAGCAGCAUACACAGUACAGAGCUCGGGAGUUUUUGCGCAAUUACGCACGGGACUUGCUGGCCAUUUCCUUGACCCAAAGUCUGUCAACGCCGUUGGCCGCAUAUUCAUUGCAAUAUGUGGAUUUUUUGACUUACAUGUUGGCCAAAAGCUGUAAACUGAUUCCGAUUCUUGUGGUGCAUUUGAUGUUGUACCACACGCGAAUUUCGAGCGAUAAGAAACUGGUUGCGAUUGCAGUCACUUUCGGUGUUGUUUUGUUCAACCUGGGAUCCCAAAAAAAAUCUAGUACAAAGACCAGCAGAAACGACAUCAGUCUUGUGCAUGGAUUUUUGCCGCUUGUGGUCAGUCUUUUGCUGGAUGGAUUCACGAACGCUACCCAGGAUACGCUAUUGAAGCGGAAUCGGGCUGAAAAAAGCCAAAAACUGAUCACAGGCAGUCACUUGAUGUUGGGACUCAAUCUGUGCAUCGUGAUAUGGAAUCUGGCUUAUCUGGCAAUUAUAGACCCUCAGCAAGCACUCAGGACCAAAACAAUGGUUUCCCUAGAUCCAACCAUUGCGCUGUACCUCCUAACGUACGCGGCCUGUGGAGCUUUGGGCCAGAUCUGCAUUUUUUACACGUUGCAAAACUAUGGAUCAUUGGUUUUGGUUAUGGUGACUGUCACCAGGAAGAUGAUAUCGAUGAUUUUGAGCAUUAUAGUGUAUGGACACCAUGUCAGUACAUUGCAAUGGUUUGGUAUCAGUAUAGUCUUCGCUGGCAUUACGAGCGAGGCCCUGAUCAAGAGCCGGGCGUCUACCACUGUUCAUGUCAAGAAAUCUGAAUAA
Lachancea sp. 'fantastica' is the source of this 1008-nucleotide messenger RNA. The record is from the annotation of a GenBank genome assembly. NCBI's taxonomy places the organism in Eukaryota, Fungi, Ascomycota, Saccharomycetes, Saccharomycetales, Saccharomycetaceae.